UUUUUGGUGUUUGGCGCUUGAUAUGAAUAUUGAUGCAUAUGUUAUUGAGCGAUUUUAUGGUGUAUAUUUGUUAUAUUGCACAAAUCCGAAAUAUGAAGGAAGGACGUAUAUUGGCUACACAGUAGAUCCAAACAGAAGAAUUAAGCAACAUAAUAAAGGAAAGCAUGCUGGUGGAGCUUGGCGAACAAGUAAUAGAGGACCGUGGGAAAUGGUCUUGAUUAUCCAUGGCUUCCCCAAUGAUAUAUCCGCAUUAAGGUUUGAAUGGGCCUGGCAGCAUCCUCAACGAUCCCGCCGUUUGAGACAUAUCACAAAGAAGAAGCCUCGUGAAAAAAUGUAUGAUUUCUGCUUGCGCAUCUUGUCAGAGAUGCUACAGGUGGGGCCAUGGAACCGACUAGCUUUAACAGUUCAGUGGUUGAAACAAGAAUUUGCUCGAGAAUUUCCUACGGAUCUCUGCCCACCACUUCAUAUGCCCAUAGCAUAUGGUCCUGUUGUGAGUAAGAAAAUAGAUCACACACAAGGCGCAACUUCACAGACAUCUGUUCAAGACGAUGACCCAGUGUGUGUUUGCUCCCUCUGUUAUGAAGUGGUCCAUCCAUCUGAGAAAAUCUCCUGUCUUGCUCCAAGCUGUUUACUAGUAGCACAUGUCAUUUGCCUUGCAAAAAGAUUCCUCAAAGUGUGUGGGCUCGGACAGUAUGACUUUGGCUGUAAAGAAGAGAAAAAAAAGCUAUAUUAGGAUAAAAAGGACCUCGGACUUUGAGUUAUGUCACGCUCGUUACGAUACGACAUGAAGCCUGCAGCAGGCACCGAAGAAAUAACGGCGCAUGUGAACUACUGGCCUGUGAAAACUUCCUCGUCAUACUCAGUAACUACAAAUUAUCACCAGAGAAGGUAAUUUUAUUCACGUGAUUUGUAUCAUGCACCCAGAAACAUGACUUGGACAUUUGUUUGACCGCAAAACACCGUUGCGUGCCUCAUAUUUGUAAAUAGAAAUUACAGGCUUUAUUUGUGUGGUGCAUGUUUAAGUUGAUAUAACGGUUCUCCUCUAGCAGUGACCUUAUUUCACUGUUGCACAGAAACAGGAAUCGUAAUUCAUGGGACUCGUUGACAUGAGUCCUCUAAAGCGCAGUGGUUGCUGCAUAUGUCUUGUGCUUUAACAUUCCAGAACACUGCCUUUUGCCUCCAGAGUACUUAUAUUUAUGUAUUUAGUAUGCUUUUCAGAAUAAACAGCAUAUUUUUUGUAAGGUAGGGACUAAUUUUAAGUAUUAUCUAGAUUAAUUUAAAUUGUGUCAUUCUAACCCAGUUUUAACGGAAUUCUAAGGUAGAUGAGUGGGCCACAAAAUUAUCGGUAAUGGCAGUUGUGCUCUGUGGAGCCCACGGUCUCCGCUUUGGGUUUCCAGGAAAUCCGUAGAAACCUCUGAUGGCGAAUUAUAAUUCUACAGGAUUCUAGCAUUAGGUAAUGAGAUGCUAUGAAGAAAAGGGGGAAUGUGCUGUAAUUAUAGGAAUGCUUGCCAAUAACUGAUAGGAGUAUCUGCAAUACAUCGUUGCGAGACGUAAUUCCUUAC
This is a messenger RNA of Cryptotermes secundus, 1562 nucleotides long. RefSeq names its product structure-specific endonuclease subunit slx1 (gene slx1). The coding region runs from base 23 to 733 and encodes 236 amino acids. Gene Ontology annotation, cellular component: Slx1-Slx4 complex. Gene Ontology annotation, molecular function: 5'-flap endonuclease activity; crossover junction DNA endonuclease activity. Gene Ontology annotation, biological process: double-strand break repair via homologous recombination. The transcript is spliced from 6 exons. The record is from RefSeq and is a predicted model, not a curated record. NCBI's taxonomy places the organism in Eukaryota, Metazoa, Arthropoda, Insecta, Blattodea, Kalotermitidae.